UCUUUUUCUUUAUUUCAUAGAGAGAAGAGAACACUAUGGAUACCUGUCAACUCAAGUACCAAAACAUUUGGAUGAAAAUUCACAAUACCAAACUCAUUAAAUUUACACAAUUAUUCAUUUUAGUGUCUCUAUUUUCAUUCAUCUUUUCACCUUCUUUGUUGUUUGUUUUCCUCCAUUAUUUCAAAUUCUAUUUCUCUACGAUACCUUUUGAACUCUACACUCAUAACAUAGACAAGAACAACAUGUUCCUCCUUUGUAACGGUCUCCUUGUUUUUGUUGGUUUAACCAAAUCUUUCUCAACUUCUUCAAUAGAUAAUGAUAAACCUUCCAAUAACUCACAAUAUAUUAUAGUUGAAGAAGAGGAAGGUUUGCAAUCUUGUAUCGUUGAUGAUGAGGUUAAUGAGCCAAUGUUGGAGAGAGAAACCGAGAAGAGAAUUAGUGAACCAGAUGAAGAAAGUGCUGAAGAAGAGGAAGAAAAAAUAGAAGUAAACAUUGAAAAGAUAAUUUUGAUAGAUGAAGAUCAAGGUCAAGAGAUGAAGGAGGUAGAAGAAGAAGUUGAACUAUUUGAUAAAGAUUGUGAAGAGGGAGAUAAAGAGUCAGAAAUUGAAUGCAUUCUAAUUGAAGAAAACAGCAUAGAAGAAGAGGAAGAAGAAAAAGAUUAUGUAGGAGAAGAAGAAGAAGAAAGUAACAUGUUAAAUACAGAAGAGUUAAAUAAAAAGUUUGAAGAUUUCAUUAGAAAAAUAAAGGAAGAUCUAAGAAUGGAUGCUAGACGACAUUUAGUAAUGGUCUGAUUUAGUUAAAAACAACCAUCAUCUUAUUUCUUGUGAGGCUAGUAAUUUUGUAAACUAUUUUCUCUUAAGCAAGAGUUUUAUUAU
Messenger RNA from Lathyrus oleraceus (garden pea), 875 nucleotides. RefSeq lists its product as uncharacterized. The record is from RefSeq and is a predicted model, not a curated record. Lineage: Eukaryota; Viridiplantae; Streptophyta; Magnoliopsida; Fabales; Fabaceae. The transcript has a single exon. The coding region runs from base 36 to 791 and encodes 251 amino acids.